This is a messenger RNA of Peronospora belbahrii, 1965 nucleotides long. Lineage: Eukaryota; Oomycota; Peronosporomycetes; Peronosporales; Peronosporaceae. The record is from the annotation of a GenBank genome assembly.
AUGGCGAAAGGAAAUGUCUAUAGUCGACGGCUGCGCAGUCGUAAACGAUCGGAUUCAAUGUGUUCUGAGGAAGAAGGAGAGGAACUGAGCAAUUGUCUGGAAAGCAGAGAUCAACAUUAUGGGAUCUACACACCUGAACCUGUUCAACGUACGCUUAUAUUGCGGUCAGGAGAUGAUCUUGAAGAGGACGACAUUGAUGAUAUUGAAGACAGUGAGUUUGAAGACUUGGACGGCUAUGAAGACCGAGAUUAUAAUCGGAAAAUGUAUACAAAGUCUCAUAGGGUAGAAGAAGAGAGAGGAGAUCCUCAGGAUAUUCAGGAACAAGAUGAUAAGAACAUGGAGAUACAGGAGCAUCAAGUGCAACGCUCUGAGCUUAAAAGACGAGCGGCGGGUGCUGCUGCUUGCUUUAAAAGACCUUAUGGUACUCGUGGAUUGUGGCAAAAGGUUAUAGGGUUGAAUGCAAUGAAGAUGGUGCUUAAAUACAUGCGGAGACUGUGGCGUUUUAUGCUUCGCAACUCAUUCAUGGCCGUGAAUGUGUUGUGGCUUCUUGCACCGCUAUGCUGCUUUGUGGUCGCUGUUACAGUCCCACAUUAUGUGACAAGUGCAAUUCAUUAUGUGGAUAUUUUGUCGACAAAGGUAAUUGGUGCGCGUGGAAGUGCAGGUGGAGGUCUUGAGAUGGAGGCGAUGCGAUCUAUGGUGCUGGAAAUUGUGGACUUGAAGGUAAUAGGCAUGACCAAAGAGAUUCGAUUAUUGCAGCAAACUGUACAGAGUCAAGAAAGGGAAAUUGAAGCUUUGAAAUUGCUACACGAUUCGAUGCGCCACGCUCAUGAUGAAGCACAGAAGAAGUUUAGCCUUGUCGAACCCGACAGCGCUAUCACACUUCACGUUCAGAAAGUUGUGGCUGAGCAUACAAAAAGAUCGCGAGAGAUUUUCUUGGACAGGACCUCACAAAUACAGCAAGACCUGCGAUUGGUAUCAACGCAAUACGCUCAGCUCUAUUCUAUAGUAAUGGAGCAGGAAAAGAAGAUGAACUCGAUGAAAGGUAUGAUGAAGAAGGCUGUUAUUGCUCCGGUGACAAAUGCAGCAAACGGGUAUGCGGAGAUGCGCAAAGAAUUUACUGAUUGGCGUGAGUUAUUUGAGCGCGAGCUAGAGUCCGAAAUGCGACGCAAAUUGCAGGCUGCGGAAAGCCGCAUGUUGAGGGUGAUACACGAAGAACAGCGGACGUUUUCUUCUAGUGCUGAUGCUCUUCGAAGCUUGGAUGCUACUGACCCGGGAAUUCUCCGCGUUAUUGAAGUGGCAGUACAAGCUGUUGAGAUCAAGAAGACAGGACGCGUGGAUCAUGCAGCCCUGGCUAAUGGUGCCACGGUUAUUUAUUCAGAGCGUGACCUCUUGUAUCAGGAUAAGUUAUCACCGGUACAGCUUUUCAUCCAGCUUAUUGGACUGAACGAUCACAACGACGACGCCAGAUUUACAUCGCCUUCAUAUCGCCGAGCUCCCGCUCCAUAUUUGGGGUUGUUACUGUCGAUAGGAGAAAUUCCAUGGUGGCUCUCACGCCAUAACGGCCGACCAGAAACUGCAUUGUCGGAAACGAUGGAAAUUGGAAGUUGUUGGGGUUUUGCAGGCUCAUCCGGUCGCCUCUCAGUCAAGUUUGCUCUGCAAAUAAUUGCAGAUUCUAUUACAAUCGAUCAUAUUCCAGCUCAGAUUGCUUCUGACUUCAGUUCUGCGCCAAACAAGUUUCGUGUCCUGGGCAUAUCGGGCCAUCCUCUGCGAGAAACUGUGGAUUUUAUUCCUUUUGGCAACUUUUCCUAUGCUAGCAACGGCCCCGCUAGUCAGACGUUUAUGCUUACACCCCUGCAGAGUCAGUAUUCUGCUAUCGAUGGUAUUACGUUGGAGGUGCUUUCCAACCAUGGUCAUCCUGACUAUACGUGCCUGUAUCGCUUUCGGGUGCACGGACAACCUGUGUGA